Molecule: messenger RNA, 5108 nt
Organism: Neoarius graeffei (lesser salmon catfish)
Lineage: Eukaryota; Metazoa; Chordata; Actinopteri; Siluriformes; Ariidae
Gene: map3k21
Product: mitogen-activated protein kinase kinase kinase 21
Exons: 11
Coding region: 790-3879 (1029 amino acids)
Biological process (GO): protein phosphorylation
Molecular function (GO): ATP binding; JUN kinase kinase kinase activity; protein binding
Source: RefSeq, a predicted model, not a curated record
UUCGCCGGUGUUAUCAGUGAUGGCCCGUGGCCCCGCCUCAUGGUGCGUGCGGCUGGGCUGUUGGCCGGGCGAGUAGCGGAGGGAGGCAGUGUGACGCCAUGGCGCUGUUCCUCCGACUUUCUCUACAAACUUCUGGGACUCGGUGGAGUUAAAGUGUUCACCUUCAGCCGGGUUCCCACCUGCGCCCAGGUGGUUCUCUCAGACGGAAGAUAAAGUUUGUACCGUGUUCUCGGGCGUGUGAGCCGGACUCAGGUGAAGUGUUGGUAAACUUGGUGAAGCGCUCCGUUUAGCUCCCUCGGCUAGCUCCCUCUGUCCGACAGCCGCUGCGACGCGGAGAAAGUCCGAGACUCUGAGACUCUAAACGCUUCGAGUCUGCCUUUUACUCACUUCAACCCGUCCGCGUGGUUUAUUCUCACCGAGUGUUCAGGUGACUCAGAACCUGUGGGUUAAACUCGUUGCUAACGUUAGCAAGCUAAUCACUCAGCAGUGGCCUUUUCGAACCGGGUUUUCUGUCUGGUCAGCUGAGAGAAAGUGAACUCAACUUCAUGACGGAGUUAUGUGUGUGUAGUUAAGUGUGUAACUCGGUCUCUGCGCCGGUCGCUGAGGUUUGUUUGGGACGCGCGGACCGGACCGGACCGGACCGGGACAGGCGGCUGAAACUCGGGCACUGAGUAAUGAAGGGCGCGUCCGUUGUCCCGGAGGUUGUUAUUGCAUGUCUGGAGAGGUAACGCGACCCCGGUUUCCAUCCAUCAGCGCACCUUAUGGUGCCGCCGCCGCAGGCGCCGAGUCAUGGAUGUUCCCCGGGCCGUUUUCCCGAACGGUGAGGGGCGACUAGUGGAGCAUGGCUGGCCGGAGAGCUCCACUACUUCCUCCUCCUCUUCCUCCUCCGUGGCCGCUGCAGCCGGGAACUCUCGCGCGCACUCGGCGCCGGCGCGCACGCGCUCGCUGUGGACAGCGGCGUACGACUACGAGGCGAGCGGUGAGGACGAGCUCAGCCUGCGGCGGGGUGACGUGGUCGAGGUGCUGUCCAAAGACGCCGCCGUAUCCGGCGAUGAAGGCUGGUGGACCGGCAAGCUCAACCACCGCGUGGGCAUUUUCCCGUCCAACUACGUCACCUAUCACAGAUCGGCCGCCGUGUCAUCACCGUCACCGUCCGCAGCAUCGCGAGAUCCCUUGAACAUCCCGUUCAGCGCGCUCGUGCUCGAGGAGAUCAUCGGCGUCGGCGGCUUCGGUAAAGUGUACCGCGGGACAUGGCGCGAGCAGGAGGUGGCCGUGAAGGCGGCGCGCCAGGACCCGGACGAGGACAUCACCGCCACCGCAGAGAGCGUCAAGCAGGAGGCCAAGCUGUUCGCCAUGCUGCGCCACCCCAACAUCAUCCGGCUCGAGGGCGUGUGUCUGGAGGAGCCCAACCUGUGCCUGGUGAUGGAGUACGCGCAGGGAGGCACGUUAAACCGCGCGCUCACCGGAAGACGCAUCCCGCCACACAUCCUGGUCAACUGGGCCGUGCAGAUCGCCAAGGGCAUGCAGUACCUGCACGAGGAGGCCGCCGUUCCCAUCAUCCACCGCGACCUGAAGUCCAGCAACAUUUUAUUACUUGAAAGAAUUGAGAACAAUGACAUUGGUAGGAAGACCUUGAAGAUCACAGACUUUGGCUUGGCUAGAGAGUGGCACAAGACGACUAAAAUGAGUGCUGCUGGUACGUACUCGUGGAUGGCUCCUGAGGUCAUCAAAUCCUCCCUCUUCUCCAAAGGCAGUGAUGUAUGGAGUUAUGGGGUGCUUCUAUGGGAGCUGCUGACGGGAGAGGUACCUUACCGUGGUAUUGAUGGGUUGGCAGUUGCCUAUGGCGUGGCUGUCAAUAAAUUAACCCUCCCCAUUCCAUCCACCUGCCCUGAACCUUUUGCCAAGCUCAUGGAAGAAUGCUGGGAACAGGAUCCCCACAUCAGACCGAUGUUCGCCACCAUCCUGGAGCAGUUGACAGCCAUAGAGGAGGCCGUGAUGGCCACCAUGCCGCAGGACUCCUUCCACUCCAUGCAGGAAGACUGGAGGGUGGAGAUCCAGGAGAUGUUUGAUGAGCUGCGAACGAAAGAGAAGGAGCUUCGCUCUCGUGAGGAGGAGCUGAUGCGGGCGGCGUUGCAACAGAAAUCACAUGAGGAACUACUGAAGAGGCGGGAACAGCAGCUGGCUGAGCGAGAGAUCAAUGUGCUGGAGCGUGAGCUCAACAUCCUCAUCUUCCAGCUGAACAAGGAUAAGCCCAACGUCAAGAAGAGGAAGGGCAAGUUUAAGCGCAGUCGCCUCAAGCUGAAGGAUGGUAACCGCAUCAGCUUGCCCUCAGAUUUUCAGCAUAAAAUCACAGUGCAGGCUUCACCAUCGAUGGAGAAGAGGAGGAGCCUAAACAGCACCAGUUCCAGUCCUCCCAGCAGCCCCACACUCAUCCCUCGCCUCCGGGCAAUCCAGCUGAACUGUUCCAGUGAUUCUACACAAAGGAACAGUAUAUAUGUGUAUCACCAAGAUGUGGAUAUCACGAACGAGUGUAAACCUCAUACAGGGAGGAAAGUAACUCUGGAUGAGAGCAACAGGACGUGGGGCAGGAGCACCAUCUAUAAGCCUGAGGAGUUUGAGGAUGUGAAGAAGGGCUUAAAGAAGAAGGUUCGCACAUGGGGUCCGAGCUCCAUUCAGACCAAGGAGAGAGGAAACAGUGCUGAAAGAGUUCGGCCGCUCUCAGACGGAAACAAUCCUUGGUCUACUACUCUACUGAAAUCCCAGAAAUCUGUUCCACUGGCUGCAUUAUUUGCUGAGCAGGAGACGACUACAGAUGAAACGAGUUCUCUGGACGGUUCAGACAGCAAACCAAAGCAACUCAAGUUCCCCAAUCAGGUCUAUAUUGAUCUACCUCUGUGUAAGGACGAGCAGAGCGAGGGAUCUGGGGUCGGUGCAGGGGGUGGGGCAGAGAGCCAGGAGGAGCCAGCCACAUCCACCAGCUCAACAAGCACGACGCCGCAGCACACACCCACUAACAGUCUGAAGCGUGCAGGUGGGCGGCGGCGCACGGACACGGUGUUGUACGGCUGUGCCUCGCUCCUAGCCGCUGUGGCUCUGGGUCUGGACCUGCGUGAUGCCCACAAGGCCACGCCCACCGAUGAACUGGAGCCUCGAGAAGACAGGAAGAAGCGUGAAGGCCUGUUUCAGCGUGCCACACGUUUCCGGCGCAGUUCCAGCCCACGCAGGGACGACAACCUCCUGGCCAUGUCCUCAAUCUCGGAGUGCAACUCCACCAAGUGUCUCCUCCAUGCAGACUCUGACGGGCCUGAGCACAGCCCUGUAACUGAGGCACCACUCAACGGCUCUGGAUUCUACAAUAUCAAUCAGAGUGAUAGAAACGUGGGCAGAACUGAUAAUCUUUGCCCUCCCUUAGUACCAGAGCAUGGCACCAACUCUGGGUCCCGGCUCAGGAGGAAGAAAUCCAGUCCUGCUGUCUGUCAGAAUACAGCUGGCACCAACUGUUCCAUGUCUAGCGCUACUACAGAAAUCCAUGUAGUCUCCUCCUCGCAGAAAAAGAAACCUGACCGAGAGAGCAACCAGGAAAAGCAGACUGCUGUAGACUCAGUCUCCAGACCCAGGCCGUUGUCUCUGAGAUCCAAACCUCACUGCUGGGGUCUUCUGAGGAGCAGAAACAAGAGCUACUCUCUAGGCCAUUGCUCUGGAGAGAAGAGUGCACAGAGCCUUGACAUUGUGCUGUCCUCUGAGGUCAAAAUGGGCUGCUCUCUCUUGGACGUAGACACUGAGGGACAGAAACGCGACUGCACCGUUCCCCUUUGCCGAAUCCAGAGCGCACCAAGUCGCCCGUCUGUCUUUGAACUGGAAAAGGAGUUCUUUUCUUGAAAGAAGCUGCCUCGCCUCGCCUCGCCUCGCCUCUCCUGUCCUGUCCUCAAGAGCACAACCCAACAAUCUGACUUAAAUCUGGUUAUAGUUCUAUGACAAGAUUCUUCGGUGUUCAGGACUCAGAACAUUGUGGCAUUUGUGCCCAAUUUUAAGCUAUUGCUGCUGGAGGUGUAAUCUACUUUUUUUUUUUUUUGUGUAAUUUAUAUUCAGUUUAUUUUGAUAAGUAAUUUAAUAUGGAAGGACAUAUGAGCAAAAUGAUCAGCAUUCCUUUUUACUGAAGAAUGGCCAGUGCGUAGUCCAUUAUGUUUUUAACACUGCCGCUAGUGCACAUUCCAUAUACUGGGGGGGGAAGAAAAAAAAAAGUGAAAGAUGUUGGUGUACUACUGUACUUUUGAUCUCGUAAGUGUUGAAUUUUUAUUUGUGUUAGAAGCAAAGUUGUUUAUUCAACCUGGAUAAUCCUGGAUAUUAGUUUAUUCUGAGCAUAUAGAGAAUGAAAAUGUGUGAAUUAAUAUUUUAUUUUUUUUAUUUUAAAAUACUACUGCAGGUGUUUGGCCCCUGGUUGAUCUGAAUGUAGAGAGAUGCUGCUGUACGGUGCGGACAUGAGCUUACAGCAACUCGGACAUCUUUUAUGGAAAAUGUUAGUUCCCUGAGGAAGUUAGAUGAGUCGUGUGGCGUAGUGACUUCCCCUGCUUUUCUUGCUCGGUAUCUGCUUUUCUUUCAUGAAUUUGCCAACAGUAAGCGUUUCCAUGCUAUCUAUAACAUUUAAAAUGGAUAAAUAUUACAACCCUGAGUCACAUAAUACGGUCAGUAUUACAUUCUCUUAGUGGUCUCACUGUCUUUAGGUUCCCACGCCACAGAGUUUGCUGUUUGCUUGUUGCUGCUGUUCCCAGGUGACCUUUCUCUUUUCACUAUACCUGUGAAACGGGUAGAGUAGUGUCAGUGCGUCUCCUCUGCGUGCUUUUACUGCAUCUGGUUAAACUGAUAUCAUUUGUCAAAGUUUACAAGCACUGUGAUUCCAGACUUUUUUCACUUGAUGGACAGAGAAAGCCCCAGUUCAGUAUCCAACAUGAGGAUAGGACCAACCAGCUGAUAAAAUGACGUUCCUCUGAAAAUGUUCUAUAAGGUUAGAAUUUGUUUAGUUUAUCUCAUCUCAUUAUCUCUAGCCGCUUUAUCCUUCUACAGGGUCGCAGGCAAGCUGGAGCCUAUCCCAGCUGACUACGGGCGAAAGG